This is a messenger RNA of Thlaspi arvense, 447 nucleotides long. The record is from the annotation of a GenBank genome assembly. Lineage: Eukaryota; Viridiplantae; Streptophyta; Magnoliopsida; Brassicales; Brassicaceae.
AUGAACAAAAGUGCAACAAGUAUCAAAGGAUUGGUCAUAGCAUCAACAAAGAAUGCUGCAUUCAACACGAUUAACGUGGAAAGAAUCUCUAAAACGAUCUCCAAUGAAAGGAAAACUUCUCCUAGUAAUAUGGCAGCAAUACGUGAUUGCAUCGAGCUUUAUAAAGAAGCAAAUAGUUCUUUAAACAAAGUUUUAACGAACUCUCUUGAUUCGAAUCCUCAUAGCAAAAGUGCAACAAGUAUCAAAGGAUUGGUCAUAGCAUCAACAAAGAAUGCUGCAUUCAACACGAUUAACGUGGAAAGAAUCGCUAAAACGAUCCUCAAUGAAAGGAAAACUUCUCCAGGUAAUAAGGCACCAUUACGUGAUUGCAUCGAGCUUUAUAAAGAUGCAAAUAGUUCUCUAAACAAAGCAUUAACGAACAAUAAAACAGUCCACAAGUUUUAUUAA